AUGGCUCUUGAUUUGACAACCGGAACCCUUGCUGGUGGAUUGACAAGUCUUGCAACUACAAGCAGUGCCACACAGGGUAUCAGCAUCAAUGCAGUUGCCGGCACUUAUAAUUUUGGCAAUACAACCAUCAGUGGAACCAGCACUCAGGGCAUCUUGAUUACAGGUUCAUCUGCCAUUGUUCCAACUUUUGGUACCACAACUGUAAGCUCAGGAACUGAUGGCGUAUCCAUACAGAACAACAGCGGUAAUGUUACGUUUACUUCACUGGGCGUUACUACUACAAAUGGUAUCGGUUUGUUAAGUACCAAUAAUACUGGGCAGGUAAUUGUAACCAAUGCCGUUGCUGCCAUCAAUGCCACGGGCGGUGCUGCACUCAGUUUAUCACAGGCAUCAGGAACCACAACAGUCAACCUGAAUUUCACAGGCCUUACUUCAAGUGGUGCAGCCAAUGCUGUUACACUUACCAAUAUUGCAGGAACAAUUGUUGGAGGUACAGGCAGCCUUGUUGGCACAGGUACCGUAUUCAAUGUGAGUGGUGGUACGGUGGGUGUUACUUACAGUGGCGGUAUUACACAGGCAAACAAUGCAGCUACGGUAAGCAUUGCUGGUGGCCAUGCUACAGGAACGAUAACAUUCAGUACAGGAACAAUCAGUGCUACUAACGGUACGGGUUUGCAGUUUGACAAUGCAGAUGGAACUUACAAUUUCAACGGCACCAAUACCAUGAAUGGUGGUGCAUCAUCCAUAGCCAUCUUUAAUGGCUCUUCAGGAACAUUCAGUUUCUCUUCCAGCAGUUCCAUCACCAAUCCUAAUGGAGGGCCAGCAGUGAAUAUCAUUGGUGGAACGGCUACUGUUACCUAUAGUGGAAGCAUUACCAUCAGUUCACAAAACCAGCCGCUAGUGAGUAUUUCAGGUGGGCAUACUACAGGUACAGUUCUUUUCCAGACUGGUACACUCAGUGCAACCAUUGGAACAGGUUUGCAGUUUGACAAUGCAGAUGGUACCUAUAAUUUUAAUGGAACGAACACACUGAAUGGUGGAAAUGCAGGCGUUGAUAUAUUAAAUGGCAGUGCUGGUAUAUUCAGCUUUAGCAAUAAUACAAGUAUCACCAGCCCUUCAGGAACCGCAUUCAAUGUAACUGGAAGCCCAACUGUCUCAUCAACCUAUGCAGGAACCAUUACUCAGAAUACUGCAUCUCAAUAUGCAGUGAGUAUUGAUGCUACCAGUUCCAAUACCAUCAGCUUCACAGGUACAGUUACAGCAGCAUCUACGCUGGCAACAGCAAACGGUGUGUUGCUCAAUAACUGUAAUGGGGGUAAUGUAAGCUUCACUACAUUGAACCUUGGUACAAGCGGAACAAGGAUUUCAGGUCAGCCUGCUAUAAGCAUACAAAAAGGAACAGGUAGUGGCAGCGGAACAUUUACACUGGGCACAGUAAGUAUUUUCACUUCUGCUCAAAAAGGAUUGCUGGCAACAAAUAUUGAUGGAACAAUCAACUCAACUGGUGGAACGAUAGAUGCACUCAGCACUUCAGCAUUGGAUAUUGCAGGACCCGCAGGGUUUACUACGCUAGGCAUGACAAUAGGAACAUUGAAUUCCACAGGUGGCACCAACAAUGUAAACCUGAGCAAUUGCAGUGGAACAGCUAGUUUGGGUAGCGGUGCUUUAAGUGCUGCCAGUGGAACUUCAUUUCUUGUCAGUGCGGGCUCUGCAGCUAUAACCUAUAACGGCACCAUCAGCCAGAGCAAUGCACAAAAAGUAAUAGAUAUUGCUUCUACCACAGGUGGUGCAAAAGCAUUUGGUGGCAAUAUCACCAUCUCUGGCAGCAGCACAGGAAUCAGCAUUACUGGUUCAACCAAUGCUACCAGUACCAAUUCUGUUACUAUAUCAGGUAAUAUAACAGCAACAGCUGCACAAACUGCUAUUACUGUUUCCAGCAAUACUGCAGGUACCUUCACCUUUAGCGGAACAACUAAAUCCAUAUCCACUUCAACAGCUAAUGCUGUAAACCUGGCAACCAAUACUGGCUGUACCAUUAAUUUCAGCAAUGGUGGUUUAGCUAUUACUACAUCAAGUGGUGUAGGGUUCAAUGCAACAGGUGGAGCAACGGCGGUUAAUGUGACCACUGGUACAAAUAAUAAUACUAUAUCAUCGGGUUCUGGCACAGCAUUAAAUGUUAACAGUACAACCAUCGGUUCAAGUGGGCUAAAUUUUUAUAGUAUAUCCGUAAACGGAGCAACCAAUGGAAUAAACUUGAAUACGACUGGUUCAUCAGGAGGGGGGUUAAAUGUAACUGGUACCGGUACCACAGCAGGAAGCGGCGGUACUAUUCAAAAUAUUAGUGCACGAGGGGUGGAAUUCAUUUCUUCCAAUAAUAUCAGCCUAAAGAACAUGAACUUCACCAAUGCUAAUACAACUGAUGCUGUUGCAAGCAAUACUGGGCUUUCAACAGGGAAUAAUUUAAGUGAAAAUGCUGCCAUCUAUUUAUACACUGUCAAUACUGUAUCAUUAGACAGAAUUGCUAUUAGUGGUACCACCGUAGAAGAAGGAAUUAAUGGAAACACCGUAAGCAAUUUUACAUUAUCAAAUAGUUCGAUAGUAAAUGCAGGUGACCAACCUGAUGAAGAUGGCAUUCAUUUUUAUAACAUGAGUGGAACUUGUGCAAUAACGAAUACAACUAUCAAUUGUACAGUAGUAACUCCCAAUACAACAGGAGGAGACGAUCACAUGAAUCUACAGAUGCAAUCAGGUACGCUGAAUCUUACGAUCUCUGGCGGAAGUGCUACGAAUGCCAAUAAAGGCAGCGGCUACCUGUUUGGUAUCCGUGGAACUGCAAAUGCUACGAUAACGUUUUCAAGUGCAACUUCUACUACCAAUUUUAGUGGAGGGAUAGUAGCAGAUGCUUAUGAUAAUGCAACUAUG
Molecule: messenger RNA, 2922 nt
Organism: Rotaria sordida
Lineage: Eukaryota; Metazoa; Rotifera; Eurotatoria; Philodinida; Philodinidae
Source: the annotation of a GenBank genome assembly